CUAACGGUGGCGUCAUUGUUUCUACGCACGCCGAACCGUGCACCACGCGAGUGGCAGGUCACCAUCGUUUGUACCGAGAUACGGGCGUUAAAGUGUAUCGAAGCGAAGUUGUGCAUUUUGUGGAGGAACUGAGCGUACGCCUAGAGCUGUUUCCCAGUCAACUGGAAGGAUACUGUGUGUGAUUGACAUCCCUUGGGAGGAAUAAAUACAUCCCCAUUGGAGUUUGUGAAGAGUGUGUUUGCAAGGAGUUUUGUGUGACGCGUAUGUGAACGCUGAGUGGCAAAACACUGUUCCAAAAUUAGAAUCGUUUCCUGCACAACGUUCUAUUCACUUCAAAACGAUAAAACUUUCUUUAAAAACUUUCCUACGCAUCACAACACAACAACAACGGCCGGUGUCAUUGCAUAUUGGUUUUAGCGCGCUUGUUUGUGACCAGCUAAAAUCCCUCGAUCGCAGCAAAAACCUACCUGUGUCACCCUUGACAGAGGCAUUAAAAGACAAAAUAAAAGUUUAAGUUAAAUAGCUGAAUUCCGGGACUUCCACCGAAGGCACCGGCGCAAUCGUAGUCGUCGUGGCAUUGGCCGACGUUGACGAACUUCUGCUGACCGUUUGCUUCCAUAUUACGUUUUGAGCGGCAAUUGUUGGUUCCGGUAAAGAGGCGAACGAUUUCGAUCGUUGCUGUGAUCAAUAUUUCUUAUCAAAAGCCCUGCGACGAAACAUCCUUAACACCACCAUGGCCUCGACCAACAUAAGCGAGAGCAUUCCGUUCUACGACGUGUUCGGUUACUACGAAUGGACGUUAACGCUAGCAGAUCCCCGCACGAAAGGAUGGCCGAUGGUAGACUCCCCGAUUCCCACGCUGACCGGCGUCUGCAUAUACCUGUUCAUCGUAUGGAUUGGUCCAAAAUUAAUGCACGACCGAAAACCGUUCGAUCUCACCACCUUCCUGGUGCCUUACAAUUUGGCCAUGGCCCUGCUGAAUCUCUACAUCUGCCUGCAGCUUUUUAUCGGCUCCACCAUGCGUCGGUACAGCUACAUCUGUGAACCGUGCCGGCAGAGUUUUCAUCCAGCGGAGCUUCGUAUUGUGGAUGCCGUCUGGUGGUACUAUUUUUCCAAGGUGCUCGAGUUCUCCGACACUUUCUUCUUCAUUCUGCGUAAGAAGGACAAUCAGCUGACUUUCCUGCACGUCUACCACCACAGCACGAUGUUCUCCUUCUGGUGGAUCGGUGUGAAAUGGGUUCCGAGCGGAAGCACGUUCCUUCCGGCAAUGGUCAACUCUUUCAUACACGUGCUAAUGUAUACGUACUACGGUCUGGCUGCGGUAGGACCGCACAUGAACAAAUACCUCUGGUGGAAGAAAUACCUGACAAUCCUUCAGCUGAUUCAGUUCACCGUGGCCAUGAUGCUCGGCAUCAAUGGAAUCAUUACGGGAUGCGAGUUUCCGCUCUGGAUGCAUUACACACUGAUCGGCUACAUGAUCUCGUUCAUCCUGCUGUUCGGUAACUUUUACGCACAAGCCUACAUGCAGGGCAAGCCGAUCCAGCAGUUCGAAAUUAACUGCAUCGAUAUGGGGGCGAUAAAGAAAUCGGAGUAAGACAGGCAGCCUGCUUCGGUGCGUUCCCUGUCUCUGUAUCAUAUAGCUCAUAUCCAUACUGUUCCAGUUUUUUUAAACGGUUUUGCUGCUGCGUUUGUACAUUUUUUGCUCGUAAUGUAUCUUUCGUGAAAAGGGUGUAUUUUUAUCUCUAAUGCUUUCCGUUUCUGCUCAAAUUGAACUACUAUUGUUGUUAGGAAAUAAAGUAAAAAACGAUAUAGUAUUAAUGUAA
Molecule: messenger RNA, 1823 nt
Organism: Anopheles coluzzii
Lineage: Eukaryota; Metazoa; Arthropoda; Insecta; Diptera; Culicidae
Product: elongation of very long chain fatty acids protein 4-like
Exons: 5
Coding region: 734-1594 (286 amino acids)
Biological process (GO): very long-chain fatty acid biosynthetic process; fatty acid elongation, polyunsaturated fatty acid; sphingolipid biosynthetic process
Cellular component (GO): endoplasmic reticulum membrane
Molecular function (GO): fatty acid elongase activity
Source: RefSeq, a predicted model, not a curated record